This is a messenger RNA of Exaiptasia diaphana, 1026 nucleotides long. Its product is annotated as tachykinin-like peptides receptor 86C. Gene Ontology annotation, molecular function: G protein-coupled receptor activity; peptide binding. Gene Ontology annotation, cellular component: membrane. NCBI's taxonomy places the organism in Eukaryota, Metazoa, Cnidaria, Anthozoa, Actiniaria, Aiptasiidae. The record is from RefSeq and is a predicted model, not a curated record. Gene Ontology annotation, biological process: G protein-coupled receptor signaling pathway.
GAAUCUUUUGUAUUAUUUUAUUACUUCUUACACGCCACAGACUCCGUCCACUAACGAGACCCUGACUACAGUAGCGCCGGUGUUCUACAAGAUCAGUCAUGUGCUCCUGCUUCUAAAUUCAAGCGUCAACCCAUUUGUAUACGCUGUACAAGACUCUAGGUUCAGGAGAUGUAUGAGUAAGCUGCUGUGCCGAUGGAGGAAUACAAGAAGACCAAGCCUACCAGCAGACAAGAGCACAACACAAGGUGAAGCCCUUUAGAAUACCUUAUUUAUAAGUGCUACAGGAAAUCAGGAGACUGAGAUGCAUAAAGCAACUUUAUCAAUGGAGUGGCACAAGAAAAGAAAAGAGCACAACUCAAUCUGAUGCUUUUUAGAGUACUUCAAGCUUAUUUACAAGGACAGGACGCCAAGUUCAGAACUGAGAUGCAUAAUUAAGAUACUAUACCAAUGAAUGAAUACACGACAUGGAAAGAACACAACACAAGCUGACGGUGUUUAGAUGAUUUCAUUCAUAGCUGUUGUACAGGACGCCAUGUCCAGGACUGAGAUACACGAGUAAGCAAAUGUACCAAGACAGGAAUGCCAACUACAUAUCAAAGAAUUGUAUGUCAUUCGUGCGGGAUCCCUGUGCUUUUUAGUUUUGGGCUUCCUUUAGCAAAUCCAUGCCAUAUAUGGAAACAAACAAAAUGGCCGAUUGUUCAGAAGUGUUUUCGCGAUUUCAAACUUUAAAAUUCGAUAACAUCGAGAAAAACCAGUCUUUACGUACUUCCAAAUAAGCUAAGAUUAUCAAAUAUGGCUGACAAAUGAAGGACAACUUAUACAAUAUCUUUCGGAAGAAAAGAGCACAUUAGAUUACCUAUACUUAGAUUACCUCAGAAUAUCUUCUGUAAUGUUAUUUAUGGAUCUGGUGACGACAGAAAAAUAGACAUCCUACCAGAUCAAGAACAAAAUUGAGAGAUCAUAAUUAUAUCAUAUAUAUUAAUAAAAUUAUACCAAUUAACUACAAUACAGCCUUUUGCACGAAUU